This is a messenger RNA of Lobosporangium transversale, 1596 nucleotides long. RefSeq lists its product as hypothetical. Lineage: Eukaryota; Fungi; Mortierellomycota; Mortierellomycetes; Mortierellales; Mortierellaceae. Gene Ontology annotation, molecular function: carboxy-lyase activity; hydrolase activity. Bases 90 to 1304 code for a protein of 404 amino acids. The record is from RefSeq and is a predicted model, not a curated record. The transcript is spliced from 4 exons. Gene Ontology annotation, cellular component: cytoplasm. Gene Ontology annotation, biological process: secondary metabolic process.
CUUGUGCUCUUACUCUCACUUAUCCCUUGGGCUUCUCCAAAAACAUCCUUUUUCCCGGCUCUCUUUUUCAAAAAAAAAAAAAAGAAAAAAUGUGUCAAGGUGCUGUGCCUGAAUAUUUCAAGUUUAAAGAGGCUCCUCCAGAGCUACCCCCAGGUUGGCUAGGGUCUCGGUUCCUACACGAAUUAGAUGUUAUCGAUCCUCAUACACAGACGAAGGAGUACGUGGUGUCCAAAACAGCUCCAUGUCCUAUCAUUGAUGCCCAUGUUCAUGUUUUCCCUCAGAAACUCAUGGAUGCUGUGUGGACGUUCUUUGACAACUUUUAUUGGCCUGUUCGUUAUAAGGGAACAUAUCUUGAAAGUAGAGCUGAUUUCUUGAUCGAGCAUGGUGUCACUCAUGUUGUGCUUCUGGUAUAUGCACACAAGAACGGUAUUGCGCGCGAUUUAAACAAAUAUCUCGCUCAAGUCGUCAACGACAUGAAUACACGCUAUAAUAAAAAGUUCUCAAAGGAAGAGGCAUCCGGCCAGAUUCAGAAACAAAAGAGAAGAAGAGUGGCUACGGGUCUUGCAACGGUCAUGCCUGGAGAACCUGGAGCUAAAGACAUCCUAGCAGAAGCAUUUACAACAUUGGGAUUAUCAGGAAUUAAAAUGCAUUCACAUGUUCAGUCUGUUCCAGCGAAUCAUCCAAGCAUGGAUGAGGUCUAUGAGACCUGUAUCCGUUUCAACAAGCCUGUACUCAUCCAUGCAGGCAAAGCCCCCAAUAGCUCUGCCUACAAGGUCGAUGCAGGCAAGAUUUGUGAUGCUAGCAUUGUGGAGGAUGUACUCAAACGUUAUCCUCGCCUACGCAUGUGUGUUCCUCAUCUCGGCAUGAACCAAUAUGAAGAGUUCUUUGAUUUAUUGGAUCGAUACCCUAAUUUCUAUCUGGAUACGACCAUGACAUUCGGCUCAUUCUUUCAGACGUUUGAAGAAAACAAGCCUCUAGCAGAACUGCUUCGGACAAUGUUUCUUAAGCACAGUGAUCGGAUCCUCUACGGGUCAGAUUGGCCUAAUAUUCCAUAUUCAUGGAGUCGUGAGAUAGCUAACUUGGUUAGUUUGAUGGAUGGUGAUGGUGAUGUUAUUUCUUCGGCUGUAGCAGGAGGAGGAAAUCAAAAAGGUAUACACCGUACAGCGGAAGGCGAUACGGUAUUAGAAAAGAUCCUGUGGCGUAAUGCAAGCCGAUUCUAUGGCAUCUCUGAAGAGGACUUGGGAUUGUCCGACAUUAACUCUAGUGGCAGUCAAAAUUCCACGCCAUUCCCAUCAAAUCUGUAGUUUAACAUGGCGCUUUUUAUAUUCCAAAAUGUGUUUAAAUGCUGUGCAAGUUAUGGAGGGACAUUGAUGUAAAGAUAUUUUUAGUGUAGCCCGUUCCAUUUGGUCGCGAUCCCUUAUAUUUUUUGAAUACUCUUAAAUGUAUUGGCAGCCAAUUGACUCGCUUGUUAUUGCAAGUGGUGUGACUGGUCAACUGGUCAUUAAAAUUAAUUUCAGUUUAUCUUGUAUCCACUAAUCUGUCGAACCAGCUUAAAGGAAUCUUUGCGCAAAGCCUUUGUAGUCAUAGGCGGGUCCG